AUGCGAAUCCUCGCGCUGGCGAGCAUACUGCCCCGCGCUGAGAACAUAAAGAGCAGUGCUACACCCUUUUUUCACUUGUGCCUUUCAGGUGAACGACAGCCACUGACCGACAAAACAAAACCGACUGAAUCCCGUUCCAUAAUGUCCAUCAACUCCAUCACUUUACUCAGCUUGACGGAUCAGACAAAUUACAUUGAUGGCAAGAAGUGCACGUUAUUCGCUGUGCGGUUCCAAAGUGAUGCCAAGGAAUGGUGUGUGGUUAAACAGCUUGGAGAUUUUAAUCUGCUUCUAAACGCACUGCGAUUAACAUCUACCGAUUGCAAACUAAAGCUACCUACAAAAAACAUGUUUGAUCCCAGCUUCGGGAGAAAACGACUUAAGCAACUGAAAGCUUUCAUAAAUGAACUCAUCACGGAUCCACAGUAUUUGGCACAGGAUUGUGUCAAGAAAUUUUUGGGAUUGGAUCAACUGUGUCCUCCUGGUCUGCCCCUGACAGCUCAAGUAGAUAUGGAGACAACGGAAGCCAAAAGAGCAAUACCGGAGGAUUUUGUGCUUGUGAAGAAGAUUGGAAUGGGAGCUUUUGGUCAGGUCUAUCUUGCCAACUCUCGUACCACCAACGGAGUCUUUGCAAUCAAAGUGUUGAAGAAAAAGCAACAAAUCGAACGUCCCAGUGGCGUGCAACAGGUCAUGAGUGAACGGAACGUCCUGAUCAAAAGUUUACAGCAUCCAUUCCUCUGUAAGCUACGCUACACGUUCCAGUCGGCCUCGAUGCUGUUUUUUGUUAUGGACUAUGUGAAUGGUGGAGAGCUGUACUCCUAUAUCCAACGUGAACGGUUUACGGAGGAGCGGGCCAAGUUCUAUGUGGCUGAAAUUGCGUGCGCCCUUGGCUAUUUGCACUCCGAGAAGAUCAUUUACCGCGAUCUCAAACCCGAAAAUAUCCUAUUAGAUGGUCAGGGCCACAUUGUGCUGACUGACUUCGGCUUAUGUACGAACGCUGACGGAGCACAGGAAACCGGAACAGUUUGUGGCACCCCAGAGUACCUCGCUCCAGAGUCUAUCAGAGCGGGAGAGUAUAGUUAUGCAGUUGAUUGGUGGGGUCUGGGCACAGUUUUCUACGAGAUGUUGUAUGGUUUGCCUCCAUUUUUCGAUACAAAUCGGCGGAAGAUGCAUGAAGCCAUACUGACGAGACCGGUCAAGUUGGGAGACAACAUCAGUGAGGAGGCGAAACAGAUACUCUUGGGGCUAUUGCAUAAGUCCAAGGAAGAACGACUGGGAAGCCGGCUGGACUUCGAAGAAAUCCGUUCUCAUUGUUUCUUCAGAAAGAUGGACUGGGCUGCACUGUUAGCGCGUAGGAUUAGACCUCCGUUCACUCCGCUGGUCUCGUCGCUUGCUGAUACAAGGCAUGUUGCACCGGAAUUCACAUGUUUGCCCAUUUCAGCAUCUGUCAUUAAUUCAAUCGAACGCCUUGGACGAUCCGACACCUCCCUCUUUAUGGAUGACACAUUCUCUGGGUUCACUUACAACCCCUCUGCCGUUCUGGGAAAAUGAAUACACCACACUUGUUUCAGUUUAUAUUUUGAUGUUGGAGCCGUCCGCCUAUGGUGCAGUCCUGGAUGUCUGUUAAGAACCGGUCAAAUUUAGCAACUACCGUAUUUUCACUGAAUUAUGGAUCUUUGAUUCCUCAUGAUUUUUAGGAUUGUUAUCAAUCAUGGACUGGAAAAUUUGUGCGAUUUAACAAUACCCUUCCACCAGCGGUUUUCCAUUUUCCGAACGUCCAUAAAACACUUUGGUAUACUGCCUGCUGUUUCUUGCGUGCUCUAUUGGUUACCUUCCAGCCUUUCUUUGGAUUUGGCGCUGAUCGUAUUCCCAGCACCGCCUUCCUCUUACCCGGCAGUCUGCUGAUUCGCCUUGAGGAAUACUAUUUGGACAGCAAUCAAGAAUCUGGUCCAUCCUGGAAUAACGAGAAUAAGCUAUCAGGGUUGUGACUUUCGCGCUAGCAUCGUUGUUAUACCUGAGAUUUUACUCUGCGACAAAAGACCAUCUUAAAGGAAUGUCGAAAUUUUCCGCGGAGACCUUCCGUCUGCAGAACAACCGUAUCAUCUUGGGUGUGCUUUGAG
Molecule: messenger RNA, 2117 nt
Organism: Opisthorchis viverrini
Lineage: Eukaryota; Metazoa; Platyhelminthes; Trematoda; Opisthorchiida; Opisthorchiidae
Exons: 14
Coding region: 1-1548 (515 amino acids)
Biological process (GO): protein phosphorylation
Molecular function (GO): ATP binding; protein serine/threonine kinase activity; phosphatidylinositol binding
Source: RefSeq, a predicted model, not a curated record